UUAACUAUAAGGUAAAAACUAACAAUUACAGUAGUUGUUAAAAAUAAAACAGGUUAUAAAAGCCACCGAAGUUUAACCUCCAAAGUCUCUACAGCAAGUGGGUGGUAGUUUUACACUAGCGGGGUACACAGUUCAAAUUUUCACACAGGUUAAUAAUACUACCACCCAUCACAAUCACAGAACUACCAUUCAUAAUUGGUAUGGCAGGGAAGGGUGGGUUUGAAGAGCGACCCGGAUUGCCCAGGGGUCUUUUCUUGCAAGACGACUUUAUUAGCCCGGAGCAUGAGGAGCAACUGGUUCACACCUUUCUCAAUGAACUGAAAUGGCCCCAAAAGACCAACAGUCGCCUGUCAUUACACUAUGGCUACACGUUUGACUACAAGACCUUUGGGGUAGACCCGGAUAUCCCAUAUAAAGAGUUUCCCGACUGGCUCAUACCAUUAAUCCCCACAACGGAGGCUCGACCACCUGACCAAGUCUGUCUACAAUACUAUCCGCCAGGGACAGGGAUCCCGCCACACGUUGAUGCUCAUCAGGCCUGGGACCAACUGUACGCGCUGUCUAUCGGGUCGCCAACCUUGAUGCAAUUUCGUAACGGAGAUGAGCGCGUUGAUAUAGACCUAGUGCCGCGGGGGAUGAUGAAGAUGACUGGAGAUGCAAGGCUGCACUGGACUCAUGGCAUUAAAAAGAGAAAGACAGACAUUCUGGCAGACGGGACAGUCAGGCUUCGUGAGAAUAGGUGGAGCAUUACGUAUCGCUGGAUCAGGGAGGGGGACUGCGAAUGUGGAAAUGUUAUAUUGUGUGAUAUUGCUCAGCAGCGACUUGGGAUUGAAAAGGAAAAAAGGUCUGCAGUAAAACCUGAUACAAGAAAAUAAAGUAAAUAUAUUUUAUUAGCGGGAUAACCCUCUGA
Molecule: messenger RNA, 910 nt
Organism: Trichoderma asperellum CBS 433.97
Lineage: Eukaryota; Fungi; Ascomycota; Sordariomycetes; Hypocreales; Hypocreaceae
Source: RefSeq, a predicted model, not a curated record